Molecule: messenger RNA, 270 nt
Organism: Ostreococcus tauri
Lineage: Eukaryota; Viridiplantae; Chlorophyta; Mamiellophyceae; Mamiellales; Bathycoccaceae
Product: Transcription elongation factor 1
Exons: 1
Coding region: 1-270 (89 amino acids)
Biological process (GO): transcription elongation by RNA polymerase II
Cellular component (GO): transcription elongation factor complex
Molecular function (GO): RNA polymerase II complex binding
Source: RefSeq, a predicted model, not a curated record
AUGGGGAAGCGGAAGAGCUCGGCGCCGCCGCCGAAAAAGGUGGCGCCCAAGGUGGACACGCAGUUUACGUGUCCGUUUUGUAAUCACGACAAAUCCGUCGUCGCGCGAUUGGACAAGACGAGCGAAAAGGGCAUGGUGGAGUGCGUCGUGUGCGGACAGCGGUACACGUGUAACAUCACGCAUCUGAGCGAACCGAUCGAUGUGUACAGCGAUUGGAUCGACGCGUGCGAGCGGGUGAACGCGAGGGAGGGGGAGGAGGAGGAGGAGUAG